ACACCCCUGUGGUGACAUUAAGUAGUGGUAUAUUCCAAUAUGGCGUCCAAAUAUUAUCAAGAGAUGCAGGAGAAUUUUAGAAAUAACAACAAAAGCAGAGAAUUCCCUGCGCAUAGCGCUAAAGUACAUUCAGUAGCAUGGAGUUGCGACGGUCGGAGGUUGGCUUCUGGAUCGUUUGAUAAAACAGCAAGCGUAUUUGUCUUAGAAAAGGACCGUUUGGUUAAGGAGAACAAUUACAGAGGCCAUUCAGACAGCGUUGACCAGCUAUGUUGGCAUCCGACCAAUCCAGAUGUGUUCGUCACUGCUUCAGGGGACAAGACCAUACGCAUCUGGGACGUCAGAACAACCAAGUGCACGGCUACCGUCAACACCAAAGGGGAAAACAUCAAUAUCUGUUGGAGUCCCGACGGCCAGACAAUAGCUGUCGGAAACAAGGAUGACGUGGUUACGUUUAUCGACGUGAAAUCCCAUCGGUCACGAGCGGAGGAGCAGUUCAAAUUUGAAGUCAACGAAAUCUCCUGGAACAAUGACAAUGACAUGUUCUUCCUGACCAAUGGCAAUGGGUGCAUCAAUAUCUUGAGUUAUCCUGAGCUGAAGCCCAUCCAGUCAAUUAACGCCCAUCCUUCCAACUGCAUCUGUAUCAAGUUCGACCCUACGGGGAAGUACUUUGCCACAGGGAGUGCAGACGCGCUGGUUAGUCUGUGGACGGUUGAGGAACUGGUGUGUGUUCGCUGUUUCUCCAGGUUGGACUGGCCAGUGAGGACAUUGAGUUUCAGCCAUGAUGGCAAGAUGCUUGCUUCAGCCUCUGAGGAUCACUUCAUAGACAUCGCCGAGGUGGAAACUGGAGAGAAGCUGUGGGAGGUCCAGUGCGAGUCCCCUACUUUUACGGUGGCCUGGCAUCCCAAGAGGCCUCUGUUGGCAUACGCCUGCGACGACAAGGAAGGGAAAUACGACAGCAACCGAGAGGCGGGCACCGUGAAGUUGUUCGGAUUGCCCAAUGAUUCGUGAGCCGGUUUGAAUACUCACUCCUUUAGUUUGAUAGAAUGAUUGGCCCUAAUUCCUAUCCCGAUGAUUUAAGACCCCUUCUCGGUAUGUUUAAUACAACAUUUUUGAUGUUCAAUGGAUAUACGUAAACGUGAUGUCUGUGUUAAUUGCGAUAUGUCAACAUUUUUCUUUAAGUCGAAUGUUUUACUUUUCGGAUGAUUUUUUUUGCUUGGAAAGUGUGCCUUCUUGGAUGUAAAGCAAGCAGAUGGUUCCAUUGACUAUAAAUGAAUGUGGGUGUGUGUACUGUUUUAAAGUAUGGAAAAGUCAAGGAUUGAGAUGUCACACUUCACUAAUGAGGGAAGAACACUUGACACUUCUCUUUACAACCACCAGAUGGCACUGUAUCUCAAUGAGUUUUUGUGUACAGUUUUCAACAUUCCUGUUUUCAUGCAUCUGAACAGUGUUGUACCAUAUUUUCUUAAAAUAGUUUUUAGUAUUAAAAAUGAAUUCUUUACUGA
Molecule: messenger RNA, 1502 nt
Organism: Esox lucius (northern pike)
Lineage: Eukaryota; Metazoa; Chordata; Actinopteri; Esociformes; Esocidae
Gene: thoc3
Product: THO complex 3
Exons: 6
Coding region: 40-1008 (322 amino acids)
Biological process (GO): mRNA export from nucleus
Cellular component (GO): THO complex part of transcription export complex
Molecular function (GO): protein binding
Source: RefSeq, a predicted model, not a curated record